UUGUAGUGCUUUCUGUAUCAAACGGUGUUGAAUAUAUUUCUUUCUGCAAAAUGAGAAUGUUCGGUGCGCUUCCACUGUUGCUGAUGAGCGUUUUCAUCAUGGCUGCUGGUGGUCCUGUCGCAAAAAGUGAACUCGGCAAGCCCGGAAUGGCUCGAAACAACUUGCCGAUGUCGGCGAAUAUGAAUAACUAUGUCGAUAUUAUAAUGAUUCAAGUUGGACCAUGGUUAAACGAACAUUUUAUACCGAUCAACCUGCCAGACAUCGUCGAAGGGUUCGAGCAUCAACCGAUUUUGAUUACCUAUCAUGGGGAGUUGGAACUCACAAACGGAAUUUUUCACAACAUCCAAAGUGUGGUACGCAAUGGAGCGGCGAUGAUGCAUUACGAUGGCACACUGCUUCGUGUGAAUAUUGGUGCUAACUUGAGACAACUGGCGUUUACAUAUGACUACUCUGCUCACAUUAUGGAUCUAGGACCGUCUGGUUGGGUCGAUGUUGAUGUUGCUACUGUAACGUUCCAGUCCGAGUUUAUUAUCAAUUUGAACAACUUCUUCAUAUACUUAGGAGACUUCCGGCUCACUAACAUGGGAUCCCUGAACAUCCGAUUCCGUGGCACGGUACUAGUGGACUGGUUGAUGAACAUUUUCGUCGGCAUCAUCACCACGGUCUUCAACAAUACCAUCACGAACGUUGUUUCGAACUCGUUGAACUCGUUCAUCCAGGCUACGCUGGAUGAAAUGAAUGCCAGAAUUCAAGCCCAAGGACGUGCUUUGACUGAGCAAGAACUGAUACAGCUUGUUCACCAGCUGAAGACCAUGUUUUAGGUGUCUGGUUUCGAUGACUGAUCAAAGUUUCAACAAAGCGAAAGAUAUUCCGUCGUGCUGACUUUGAAGGAAUUCAACAUUGAUUGGAAAAAUAUAUAUUGUUAUUGUUUCAAAA
Molecule: messenger RNA, 936 nt
Organism: Wyeomyia smithii (pitcher-plant mosquito)
Lineage: Eukaryota; Metazoa; Arthropoda; Insecta; Diptera; Culicidae
Exons: 5
Coding region: 51-821 (256 amino acids)
Molecular function (GO): lipid binding
Source: RefSeq, a predicted model, not a curated record